Molecule: messenger RNA, 3927 nt
Organism: Hyla sarda
Lineage: Eukaryota; Metazoa; Chordata; Amphibia; Anura; Hylidae
Product: syntaxin-binding protein 4-like
Exons: 22
Coding region: 1412-3517 (701 amino acids)
Molecular function (GO): protein binding
Source: RefSeq, a predicted model, not a curated record
CCUUGGUGAUCUAGCACUGUAUCAAAACACAGUCCUGGUGAUCUAGUGAUGAAUCCUAACACAGUCCCUAGUGUGUAUUAUAACACAGUACUUGUGAUCUAGUAAUGUAUCAUAACACAGUCCCUGGUGAUCAAGUAUUGUAUUCUGGGUAGAGUCCCUGGUGAUCUUGUAGGUAGCGUAUUAUAAAUACAGUCCUGGUGAUCUAGUACCAUAUCAUAACACAGUCCCUGGUGAUCUUGUAGAUAGUGUAUUAUAAAUACAGUCCUGGUGAUCUAGUACCAUAUCAUAACACAGUCCCUGGUGAUCUUGUAGGUAGUGUAUUAUAAAUACAGUCCUGGUGAUCUAGUACCAUAUCAUAACACAGUCCCUGGUGAUCUUGUAGGUAGUGUAUUAUAAAUACAGUCCUGGUGAUCUAGUACCAUAUCAUAACACAGUCCUGGUGAUUUAGUACUGUGUUAUAACACAGUCCCUGGUGAUCUACUAAUGAAUCCUAACACGGUCCCAGGUGAUCUAGUAGUGCAUUCUCGAUACAGUCCCUGGUGAUCCAGUGAUAUAGUUCGCUCCCGGUGAAGGUCCAUAGUGACCCAAAGGAAUAUAUUUCAACCUAAACUCCAGUAAUGCCGCCUUUCUCACUUUGUUUGUAUAUCCAGUCCCGCGUGGACCGGCGUAUAUCCUUUCCCCGAUCCUCAGAUAUCCAGGUGUCUAUUCCAUAUUGUGGUGCCUUGGUGGGGUGUAGGGUAGUUGGGGGUGUUGCUGUAGUAUAUGAGGGGUUAAUUUAACCCCUGUCACUCGUGACGCCAGGCUGAGGGUUAACACUCUGAGGUAAUGUUGGGCCUAUCGCCACCCUUCCCAAGAGCCAUAGGUGAGUGUAGAAUAACGGACUGUCCACAACCGGUCCUGAACUGAAAAACUUGUAGAAACUUUACUGAAGAUUUUCUGUACAUGCAGUAACGGUCCAGAUAACGGAGUCUAUAUACAGCACAGCAAUGACUGACAGAUGGUCGGGACCGGUAAGUUCUCUUUGGAGUAGGAGAAUUAGAUUGCAUAGAUCCGCUGGAUUUAGGGGUUUGUUUAGGUCCAGGGAUCUAGCGAAGAUUUCGGCAAUUGUAAGAACUCAAUUUGGAUUAUGGCCGAGGCCGCGAGGCUUUGGCCUAGUGGUUGCCGAUGGCAGCUGCGCAGAUCCUACCUCCUCAGCAGCCCACGAGGAAAGAGAGGGAUUAAUGGCCGCCGCUCCCUUAUAUGGGCAGGGGCUGAACCGUUUUAGAUUGGUCCAUGUCAGCUGUCACUCACCGUUAGAUAGGAUUGUGGGUGAUCACCUGACUAGAACCACUAAAGGUCCUUUAGCAAACCAUAGAGUUCUGUGAACCAAGUCACAUGACCCGCAGGUCCUGCAACGCUAACAAGGACUUUAAUGGGUCCUUACGGAAUGGACCGAACCGUUUACUGCAUGGAAUUCAGUGACUGCAUCAAUGGACUGGGAAUUAAGGUUAUUGGAGGAUUACGGGAGUUCAGCAGAGAAGAAUAUGGAGUUUACGUGAAAAGAAUCCUUCCUGGUGGAGUUGCCUAUUCUGAUGGACGUCUACAACCCGGAGACCAGAUUCUGGAAGUGAAUGGAGAGAGUCUGCUUGGAGUCUCCAACGACAGAGCUGUGGAUGUCUUACGGAUGGCGUCUGCUACCAGCUAUAUGCGACUCCUAAUCGCCCGGGACGAUGAGGCCAGGAAGGAAUUCUCUGAAUUGUUGGAGAAAUGCAGCUCUCACAGUGACAAUGGAUCUUCCCGGAGUUCUCCCAUAAUGCACAGCAGCAGGUACCUGGAAAGUACGUCUUCGGGGUCCUCCUCCCGCUCCCAGAGUCCUUUGCUCCUGAGUCCUGCCAGUUCUCAUAGCCAGUUUGGUGGGAGCAGCGGAGUGUCUUCAUACUCCACAGCAAGUGACUUGGGAGUCCAGAAUAUUUCCAUCCUCAAGUCUACCGGAUUGGGGCUGAUGAUCGGUGGAGGGUCCAACCGGCAGGAGGGGCCCAUGGUGUAUGUGCAGGAGAUGCUACCUGAUGGGGACGGCUUCCGAGACGGACGGCUCCGAUCGGGAGACCAGCUACUGUCCAUCAACAAAGACUCACUGAUCGGAGUCACCAACGAAGAAGCCAAACGCAUUUUGGCCAGAGCCCGAUUCAGACAGGACAGCUGCACGGACGUGUCCUUCAUACCAAAUACGGGCCGGAUCCCCAGUGUUUCUGGGUCCAGUAGUUCUUCUUCGUUGCAGCAAAGGUUAAUGGGAAAUGGACUUGCCUCCUGCAGACUGAAGGUCCAUGUCCGCUCCCCUGAGUGCCGACUUGAAAAUAACGUGCCUUCUCCAUCCCCCGAUAUCUGCCCCCCCGAACUCACCAUAUCAGCUCCAGUGUCUCCGCCAAAUCACAGAACAUCUCCAGGGAACAAGCACAAGGUCUCCUUACAUCCCCACGUCCGCAUCAAAGAGGACAAGCUGGAUUUGAUCCCGCAGUUCCUUGGGAUGGAGGUCUCGGAGGAGAAGAGGAGAGAUCUGCACCAGGGUCUGAUCACAGACUGUCAGGGGACAGUAGCAUAUGGAGAUUUCCUGCAGGCCCUCCGUGACGGUCUACAAGACGAGAUGGAAGACGCCGGUCUGGACUCCGGCUCCAUCCUCUUCACCCAUUAUGAAGCGGCCAGUCUGCUGGACACGUGUGCGUUCCAUUCCCCGGUCACAAAGGAGAUGGAUGUUCCGAGGUUCUUCGAUAGCUUGGAUAUGGAGAAACUGCAGGACGAGGUGUUGGAGCUGAGGCAGGAGGUGCGGCGGCUUAAGAUUUUACUUCGAGAAGCGGAAAAGAGUAAAAAAGAAGCGGAAGAAGAACUUCAGAAGAUAAACCAGAAAGUGACAGUACUCCUAUCCGAGAAUAGAUGUUUUCAGAACAAGCUGCAGGUAGCAGAGCUGGCCCAGCGCCAGGCACACAGCGCCGAACACGACUACGAGGAGGUCAUCCAGCUUCUGGAGACCGAGAUCAUCGAACUCAAAAGCCAGAUGUCAGGGAAGAAGAAGCUGAUGGCCAUAGAGGUCCAAGAGGGUAUGGACCUCAACAGGCGGUUGUCACUGUCCGAUUGUCAACUGCGGAAGUCUGAAGUGACUCGCAAACAUCUGGAAGUGUCCAACAAAAAACUACUAAGCUUUGUACAGAAAGUACAAAAAAUAUUAUCAACGUCGCUCCAGCUCGAUGUCGAAAAAAGAGCUGGGGAUGAAGAAGAGGACGAUCCUGGUGAGAGUCCCCUGAACGUGUGCCUGCCCUCCGCCCAGAUGCUGGCUACAGAGGUCUCUGACAUCCUGGAGUCGUGUACAGCCUGUCCCUUCUCCUGCAGCGAUUUUCACAAGUACAACCGAACAUCACAUCAACCGGGACCCUCAAGCCAAAAAGAGAGCUGGCCCUCCCCGCCGUCCCCGCUAUCCACGCACAGCCUCAGCCGUAGUGAAGAAGUUUUGUACACAGCCACAGGAUCGAAGGGUAAACCCAAAUAAUCCAAAACCGACGGCUAAACGGGAUCGGCUCCACCUGCCCUGCCAAUGGAGGGAGCCACAGCCAAACGCUCUCCGGACCAUGUCACAUGACCGCGCCUUGUGUCAUCCCCAUAAAACCAAAGAAAUCCCCAGGAAACUUACAACCAAUAUGGCCGCUGGACAUCACCCAGCAAGGACAAAUCUGCCAAACUUUUUUUGGAAAAGCUGGAUGAUACCCCAGGGGGGCUUCUUUGGUGGUCACCGGAGAAGAUGACUCGAGGUCUGGAGAUUUCUUGAUUUUAGGGGAAAUGGUCUCCAUGCAAUAGAAAUGGCUGGAUGAUGGACAGGACUACACACAGUUCACUAUCACUGUCAUCUGGAUAGGACUGCACACAGUUCACUAUCACUGUCAUCUGGAUAGGACUACACAC